Molecule: messenger RNA, 1992 nt
Organism: Otolemur garnettii (small-eared galago)
Lineage: Eukaryota; Metazoa; Chordata; Mammalia; Primates; Galagidae
Gene: LMNB2
Product: lamin B2
Exons: 12
Coding region: 36-1916 (626 amino acids)
Source: RefSeq, a predicted model, not a curated record
CGCGGCGCCAUCUUGCAGCCGGCGGCGCGGAUUGAAUGAGCCCGCCGAGCCCCGGCCGCCGUCGGGAGCCGCGCAGGCCGCGAGCAGCCGCUGCUACCAUGGCCACGCCGCUGUCCGGCCGCGCGGGCGGGCCAGCCACACCACUGUCGCCCACGCGCCUCUCGCGGCUGCAAGAGAAGGAGGAGCUGCGUGAGCUCAAUGACCGCCUGGCGCAAUACAUCGACCGCGUCCGCGCUCUUGAGCUUGAGAACGACCGGCUGCUGCUCAAGAUCUCCGAGAAGGAGGAGGUGACCACUCGAGAGGUGAGUGGCAUCAAGGCGCUGUAUGAGUCGGAGCUGGCUGAUGCCCGAAGAGUCCUAGACGAGACAGCCCGAGAGCGUGCCAGGCUGCAGAUUGAAUUGGGGAAACUGAGAGCUGAGCUGGAGGAAGUCAACAAGAGCGCCAAGAAGAGGGAGGGUGAACUCACCGUGGCACAGGGUCGGGUCAAAGAUCUGGAGUCCUUAUUCCACCGGAGUGAGGCGGAGCUGGCUGCUGCCCUCAGUGACAAGCGUGGCCUGGAAAACGAUGUGGCUGAGCUGCGGGCCCAGCUCGCCAAGGCAGAGGAUGGCCACUCAGUGGCUAAAAAGCAGCUGGAGAAGGAGACGCUGAUGCGCGUGGACUUGGAGAACCGCUGCCAGAGCCUACAGGAAGAGCUCGACUUCCGGAAGAAUGUGUUUGAGGAGGAGGUGCGGGAGACGCGGCGGCGGCACGAGCGCCGCCUGGUGGAGGUGGACAGCAGCCGGCAGCAGGAGUAUGACUUCAAGAUGGCCCAGGCGCUGGAGGAGCUGCGCAGCCAGCAUGAUGAGCAAGUGCGGCUGUACAAGCAAGAGCUGGAGCAGACCUACCAGGCCAAGCUGGACAACGCUAAGCUGAGCUCUGACCAGAAUGACAAAGCAGCCAGUGCUGCCCGCGAGGAGCUGAAAGAAGCCCGCAUGCGAGUUGAGUCCCUCAGCUACCAGCUCUCCAACCUUCAGAAACAGGCCAGUGCCGCUGAGGACCGCAUCCGGGAGCUGGAGGAGGCCAUGACUGGGGAGCGGGACAAGUUCAGGAAGAUGCUGGAUGCCAAGGAGCAGGAGAUGACAGAGAUGCGGGAUGUGAUGCAGCAGCAGCUAGCUGAGUACCAGGAGCUGCUGGACGUGAAGCUGGCCCUGGACAUGGAGAUCAGUGCCUACCGAAAGCUCCUGGAGGGCGAGGAGGAGAGGCUGAAGCUAUCCCCUAGCCCAUCCUCUCGGAUCACCAUCUCGAGGGCCACCUCCAGUAGCAGUGGCAGCAGUGUGUCAGCAGCUGGGCGCCCAGGCCGCAGCAAGCGGAAGCGGCUAGAAGCAGAGGAGUCACCAGGCAGUGGCUCAAGUGGCCUGGGCACAGGCAGCAGUGGGAGCAGCAGCAGCAGCAGCUUCCACCUGGCCCAGCAGGCCUCAGCCUCGGGCAGCGUUACCAUUGAGGAGGUUGACCUGGAGGGCAAAUUUGUGCAGCUGAAGAACAACUCUGACAAGGAUCAGUCUCUGGGGAACUGGAGGAUCAAAAGGCAGAUCUUAGAGGGGGAUGAAAUCGCCUACAAGUUUACACCCAAGUACAUCCUGCGGGCCGGCCAGACAGUCACGGUGUGGGCAGCUGGUGCAGGGGUGGCCCACAGCCCCCCUUCAACCCUUGUGUGGAAGAGCCAGAACAGCUGGGGCGCUGGUGAGAGCUUCCGUACUGUCCUGGUCAACGCUGAUGGAGAGGAAGUGGCCGUGAGGGCCGUGAAGCAGUCCUCGGUGGUACGGGAGAAUGAGAAUGGGGAGGAAGAAGAGGAGGAAGAAGCCGAGUUUGGCGAGGAGGAUCUCUUUCACCAACAGGGAGACCCAAGGACCACCUCAAGAGGCUGUUGCGUGAUGUGAUCUCAGCACUUGUCAUCACAUACCUUCCUCUACCCAGAGCCACUGAAAACUAUUUUUAUAUCAUUGGCUUUCUUUA